AUGUCAGCCUUAACCCGGGUUCCCGUUACUCUGCCUCAAGAUGGAGUGCCCACUGAGCCCAUGGUUAGAGAUAUUAUCGGAACCUUUCUUACGAGGGAAUGGCCGCUUGUGAACCCGGAAACGCUCAUCAUGUCGUACAAUGCAUCGUUUGCCAAUGCCCAUUGCUCGGUAGAGCGCCCGCCGCCAACUUCUGGUGCAGCCUCGGAGCCCCUGAAGGUUUUCAUCAAGUUUCAUAAGACUACACUGGCAGACAUUGAUAUCUUCAAACAUAUGGUACCAAAUAAAGAAGCUGAGGCACUCUUGUGUCAUGAGUAUGGCCAGUCUGGACUUGGAGCAAAGGUGUUUGGUUUCUUCGAGACUCUGGAUGGCACUCUAGGCAGAAUCGACGAAUUUCUAGAUGCACGGAAUAUGGAGCCUCAAGAUGUCGAAGAUGAAGCCAUUCGGGCAGAUGUUGCUACGGCAUUGGCAACUUUUCAUGCGAUGGAGGCGCCAUUGGAAAAGAAGCCAGUUGACUUAUACUACGACGCCAUCUCCAACGGACUAAAGAAGUACCACGGUUCGAAUAACCUUAAAGCACUCGGCAUGGAAGGCGGCAUCAACAUCGACAAACUCAUAGACUACGACUUUGCGUCCCGGUUAGGCAUAAUUGUCAACAAGAUGCAAUCUCUUGGUUCAAAAGCUGGUUGGUGCAUCCACGAUGUCCAAUUCAUGAAUGUCUUGGUCAAGAACAGUUUCAAGGAGGAUGAGAGCAGAGUCGUUCUCAUUGAUUUCGAGUUCGUGAUGCGCAACUAUCGAGCUUUUGAUAUCGGAGGCCACUUUAUGCAAAAGUUGUUCAAAUGGUUUGACGAGGAGAACAAGAUUGCCAACUGUAGGAAAUACACUGAGCAAGAGAAGAGACAUUUCUGUGGUGAAUACGCACGACAGUGGAAUAGUUUGACUGGCGAUAAUGAUAGCGAGGAGAAGGUAUUUCUUGAGUCAGAGUAUGGAUACAUGGUGGCCAUUACCUUCGAUAUCCACAACAUGCUAUGCUACAUGAACGAUGUAGAAGGCAAGGAUCCAUUGGAUCUUUUGGGUCUUAACAAACUAUUUGACGAAUUCGUCACGCAGUAUGAAAAGCUUGGGCUAGACACAGAAUAG
Molecule: messenger RNA, 1137 nt
Organism: Pochonia chlamydosporia 170
Lineage: Eukaryota; Fungi; Ascomycota; Sordariomycetes; Hypocreales; Clavicipitaceae
Product: choline/ethanolamine kinase
Exons: 1
Coding region: 1-1137 (378 amino acids)
Biological process (GO): phosphatidylcholine biosynthetic process; phosphatidylethanolamine biosynthetic process
Cellular component (GO): cytoplasm
Molecular function (GO): ethanolamine kinase activity; choline kinase activity
Source: RefSeq, a predicted model, not a curated record